AUGAGUGACAUUGAAAGUUUACUAAAACAACAACAGGACGCCAUGUACUUUGUCCAUCGAUCGUUAGAGAAUUUCAAAAAGAUCGGUAAAUCCAAUUAUACGAUCGCGAGUGCGCGUAACCGUAUAGCCAAACUCGAAGAUGCGUUCAAGGAGAGUCAACGCCUACACCGUCAAAUCGUAGCGGUUGCAACCACGGAGCAUCAGAGGAAACUGGAAUACUUCUCGGAGAAACAGUUCCUGAAAGCCCAUGAAGCCUACUUAGCCACAUCUGAUUACAUGGCCGAGGUUCUCAACCAGCUGGAGGAGAUGCAAAAACCCAGCGUCCCGUCUGGAUCAACAUCGGACUCCGACCCGAAGACCUCGCCGCCGGUUGGAGUUUCAAAUUCGGAAGGUCUACCCAAGCUCCAUCUACCGACGGCCUCUGGUGACUUGGAGGAGUGGGAGAGCUUCCGAGACCGAUUCCACGCGAUGAUUGUCGGUAAUAAACACCUGCCCCAGGUAUCCAAAUUACAGUAUUUACUUUCGUGCGUAACAAGGGAGCCUCUUGAUAUGAUGCCUAACAUCGCCAUAACCGACGCGAACUUUCAAAUCGCGUGGGACCUAUUAACACGACGUUAUGAAAAUAAACGCAGAUUGAUUACUGCACACGUGCAAUCGUUGUUAAACCUACCGCGGGCCGUUACUGAAUCGCAAACCGCACUUUCUGAGGUUCGUGCUCGAGCGAAUAUGGGCAUACAAGCAUUAAGAAAUUUAGGGUGCGCCGUCGAUUCGUGGGACGCAAUACUCGUAUGCCUGAUUGUCAACUGUUUAGACAAGCACACGCGUCGCGCGUGGGAACUCCAAUUAGGAAAUUCGACCGAAUUCCAAAACGUUAACGAACUCGACAAUUUCCUCGAGACUCGUAUCCGAUCGCUGGAGUCAAUUGCUAUUUCGAAAACGGCGACAAUUACACAACAAUCCGGAUCAUCAAAUCAAAAGGCGACGCAUCCGCGAUCCGCAGCUCCGUCUCAUGCGACUACCUCCUACACUCCGCGAUGUCCAUUAUGUCAAGCGAGUCACGGUUUAAAUCAAUGUCCAGCAUUUCGUGCGAAACCUGUCGCCCAACGAUUUGAGUACGUAAAGCAGGGUAAACGUUGCAUCAACUGCUUUAGUAGUCAGCAUGGGCAACGCGACUGUAAAAGCCAUUUCUCGUGCCAAAAGUGCCACAAACGUCACCAUACUCUGCUCCACUUUACCAAUACAGCGUCGAGCUCCGCGAUCGAGGCAUCUCCCGCAAAAGAAGAUUCUCCGUCGAACCAAUCGAAUAUCGAUUCACAAACGUCCGUGGCUACGCUCUCCGUUAUGACAUCUACCGCAAUUAUUUCGCGCGUGCUUCUUGCCACCGCUUGGGUCGAAGUGCACACCACUGCCGGUCGCGUACAGCGUGUCCGUGCACUUCUUGAUCAAGGAUCCGUCGUUUCAUUAAUAACUGAGAAUCUUGCUCAGCGUUUGAAAGCACCUCGAGCUCAUGUUUCCAUCACAAUUACCGGCGUUGGCAAUAGUGACAUUUCCUGUAAAACGUCAACCACUCUUCAAAUCGUAUCUUGUAAAAGAUCGAGGCCAGCAUACUCCACGACUGCACUAAUCGUUACGAACCUCUCGAAUUAUUUACCGCCACGCGUAUCGGGCAAUUUUAACCUCCAACAUCUUCGGGGUCUGGAUCUCGCGGACGAUAAUCCGUUUAGUUCCGAUCCCAUUGAAAUGAUCGUGGGAGCCGACAUUUACGGGCUAAUACUUCAACAAGGACUAAAAAAGGGUGCAGCUAAUGAACCGGUCGCGCAGGAUACCACUCUCGGCUGGAUUCUGUCCGGACCUAUCCCUACGAAUUCCGAUUCACAAACCCUUCCAUUCCAAAUUGCAGCGCAGCAUUGCACGACAUUAGAAGACUUAGAUUCCGCGCUCCGUGGAUUUUGGGAAAUAGAAUAA
Molecule: messenger RNA, 1965 nt
Organism: Osmia bicornis bicornis
Lineage: Eukaryota; Metazoa; Arthropoda; Insecta; Hymenoptera; Megachilidae
Exons: 1
Coding region: 1-1965 (654 amino acids)
Source: RefSeq, a predicted model, not a curated record